CCGAGUGGCCAGAGCAAGUGGCCAGAGCAGGGCUGAGCAGAUCAAGGGCUGGGCUGAGCAGAAGCAGUGCACCCCUCGACGGCCGCCGCCAUGGGCAUACACCUGAAGGUGAAGAUGCUGGACGGCCGUGAGUUCCUGGUGCCCUUCAAGGGGUCCAUGACGGUGCAGGAGCUGAAGCAGCAGUUGGCACAGAGGACCGGCGUGCCCGCCUUCCAGCAGCGCCUGCUCCACCCCAAAAGCACCGUGCUGGAGGACGGGAAGACCCUCGCCCACCAGGGCCUGGGCCCCGACAGCACCAUCGGGCUGGUGGUGCAGCCAUGCGACACCCCGCUGAGCAUCCUGGUGAGCAACUCGGGCCGCAGCCGCGCCUACGAGGUCCUGCUGACCCAGACGGUGGCCGAGCUCAAGGAGAAGGUGUGCCGCCAGGAGGGCAUGCAGCCCAACCAGAUCUGGCUGAGUUUCCAGGAGACACGCAUGGAGGACCACCAGCAGCUGGGGGAGCUCGGCCUCACGCCCAAUUGCACCGUGGUCCUGCACCUGCACCUGCGGGGCGGGGCCCCCACGCCCCCCUGACUCCCGGACCGGCCCGCGUAAUAAAGCAAAGGCGGAGAG
This is a messenger RNA of Talpa occidentalis (Iberian mole), 612 nucleotides long. It is a transcript of the gene ISG15, whose product is annotated as ISG15 ubiquitin like modifier. The transcript is spliced from 2 exons. Gene Ontology annotation, molecular function: polyubiquitin modification-dependent protein binding. Gene Ontology annotation, cellular component: cytosol. The record is from RefSeq and is a predicted model, not a curated record. Gene Ontology annotation, biological process: ubiquitin-dependent protein catabolic process. Bases 91 to 573 code for a protein of 160 amino acids. NCBI's taxonomy places the organism in Eukaryota, Metazoa, Chordata, Mammalia, Eulipotyphla, Talpidae.